Messenger RNA from Mycetomoellerius zeteki, 781 nucleotides. RefSeq lists its product as uncharacterized. Lineage: Eukaryota; Metazoa; Arthropoda; Insecta; Hymenoptera; Formicidae. The record is from RefSeq and is a predicted model, not a curated record. The coding region runs from base 1 to 507 and encodes 168 amino acids. The transcript has 4 exons.
AUGGCCGUAGAACUCAUGAUGGAAGAAUUACAUGGUACAAUCAGUCAUAAAAAAGCAUGGAAUGAAAUUGCGGCAAACAUGCACACCAAGGGAUAUAAUGUCUCUGGUAAACAAUGCAUGACGAGAAUUAAUACAAUGAAACGUACAUAUAAGACAAUUAAAGACCAUAACGCAAAAUCCGGUAAUAAUACGCGCAGAUGGAAAUAUUAUGAGAUUAUGGAAAACCUUCUUAAAGAAAAACCUUAUAUGGCACCAUUGGCAACUAUUUCGUCAACUGGAUGUGUAACAUUAAAGGAAAGAUCAAUAUCUCCAAGCAAUAGUAGUUGCAGUUCUACUUAUUCAUCCAAUAUAAUUUCUCGUAAACGUAAAGCUACAGAUAAUUAUGCUAUUGAAAUAUUAGAAGAAAAACGAAAAGCUGAAGAAAAUAAAAAGAAAAGACAUCAAGAAAAAAUGGAAAUGGGAACAAAACUGUUACACAGACUGGAUAAACUUAUAGACAAGAUAUAAACAGACACACUGAUUGAUCUCAACGUUAUAUAAGUAGUUUUCACAUUCAACAAUCUUGAUAUUUUUCUUUUUUUUGUGAUAUUCGCUUUUAAGAUCUCAACGUGAAGGAAAAUACUUAUUUUUCAAAUCAGAUAAUUUGGCGACAGUUUGGACUGAUCUGUUUUAUUUUAUUUCUCUACUGUUAGAUGAGAAGCUAUUGUUUAUAUCCCGUUCUUUCGAUAUAGUACAUGUCAUACACACAUAUGCUUUAUAUACCAAAGAUUAUUUAUAGAGG